Cantharellus anzutake is the source of this 303-nucleotide messenger RNA. RefSeq lists its product as uncharacterized. The record is from RefSeq and is a predicted model, not a curated record. NCBI's taxonomy places the organism in Eukaryota, Fungi, Basidiomycota, Agaricomycetes, Cantharellales, Hydnaceae. The coding region runs from base 1 to 303 and encodes 100 amino acids. The transcript is spliced from 3 exons.
AUGAUAAUUGCAAUUCAUUCGAGCUCCGAGAGAAGCUCAAAAGAAGAAUCGCGCAUAAUAUUUCCAAUUUCGGAACAGUCAUCUUCAACUACCAAACCGUUGUUUGCUUUCACCCCAUCCUCGUCACCUUUUUACGAACUCUCUUCGCCAUUUCUGGCGAUUUUGGUAACCGACAUCGACCAACGCACUAUUUCCCGAUUCCAGCUUGAUCCGCCCAACUACCCUGCCCCAUUGAAUUUGCCCAUGGCAGCAACUGUCGUUGCCGAGGAUAACGAGGAAAACGCCAGUCCUCAGCCAUGGUAG